Messenger RNA from Macrosiphum euphorbiae (potato aphid), 309 nucleotides. NCBI's taxonomy places the organism in Eukaryota, Metazoa, Arthropoda, Insecta, Hemiptera, Aphididae. The record is from the annotation of a GenBank genome assembly.
AUGCACGAACCAGACGAAAUAAUGCCUGAAUUUUAUGCGCCACUGGAAAAUUGGACGGUGACCCAAGGCCGAGACAUAUACUUUACGUGCACGGUGAACAAUUUGGGAAAGUACAAGGUGGCUUGGAUAAAAUCGGACUCUAAAGCAAUUUUAGCAAUCCACACGAACUUGAUUGCUCACAAUCACAGACUGACCGUCACCCACAAUGGACACAAUACUUGGAAAUUGAAUGUGAUCAAUGUUCAAAAAAACGAUACUGGAAGUUACAUGUGCCAAAUAAAUACGCAACCGAUGAUACUACAGGUUUGA